AUGGCGCCGAAUGUCUCCGUUACGGAGUCCGGCUGUUUCCUGAUCUUGUUCCUUUUGAACAGCGAGAUCCAUGCCGCGGUUAGAGUUUGUCCGUGUUCUCUAAUAACGCGCGUUCGCAUGGAAUCUGAACGCAAGCCAAGGACAAACUGGUUGCUAGCGAGUUCGUGCAGGGUUAGGUCGUGGCCAACGAUAGAAAAGCAGCAACAGCGUUCAACCGCAGUAAGGAACUCCGAACGCUGGCUGUCUUGGUUCGGUUCGCUUUGCAGCCCAGGUAAUUCCGCAAGUUCUGCCGGAGAAUGUUUUGGUCGCUCGUAUGUGACACACCAAAAUCUGCAGGAGUUCAGAAUCAAUGCAGAAGAGAACGAGCUCGGUUUCCCUCUUGGCGCCACCUCUGCCAUGCUGAAUGAAGAAGGAGUCGGCUGGCUGGACGUGAGCUGCAGUAAAGCCAUUCCAAUGGAACGUCACCAUUGUAGCGUUCGUUCAUUCUUUAUUCACAAUAAUUUCCACCGACCUCACGUACACUCACUUUCGGCGAACACUACUUCAGUCACAGUACCGUCACCGCCGUUCUGA
Molecule: messenger RNA, 573 nt
Organism: Soboliphyme baturini
Lineage: Eukaryota; Metazoa; Nematoda; Enoplea; Dioctophymatida; Soboliphymatidae
Source: the annotation of a GenBank genome assembly